AGAGGGGUUUCCUUGGGCAAGUUACCUACCUCUCUCUGUGUCUGGGUCUGACUGACUAUAAAUAAGAGUCAUAAUAGGAUUCCCUGCUUCACAGGGCUGUUGCAGAUGAAGCUCUUAGCACAGUGCCUGGCAUCCAACAAGCACUCAAUAAAUGUUAACAACCCUUGUUAUUAUACUGUUCAUGCUAGUCUGAAAUUGCAGCUUUGAGAUCUUUCAAGUUCUGACGGUCAUUUUAACAGCUGCAUAGUAUUCUAUAAUUUGGAAUACUGCCUCCUCCCAAACCCAUUCCUUCUCCUGUCUUCUCUAACUCAGUUGAUAAUGCAACCCAGGCACCGAAGCUGCUACUCCUCAUUGCCCUUCAGUUCCUCUUUAGCUCUGUUAUCCAUUCAAUUAUUACAUUCUAUCCUCAUUUUCCUUCCAAAUUAUGUUCUUCAUAUGCUCCCUGCUCUUGACCGGUAGUGCCCUGCCCUCAUUCACACGCUCUUCCUCUGUUGCCUGGAUCACUGCAGAUGAACCAAUUCCCAUUGCUUCUGAGAUUGUCUGCUACUGGGCUUAACUUCUGCAAACCCACCUGCGACCCAGCUGCCAAAUCUGCACAUCUGACUGUGUAACUCCUCUGCAUGGUACAUGGUGGCCGAUGGAAUGCAUAACCUGUGGUGCUGUCUAUAACAAGAUGUAUUGAUGACAACAACUUAUGAAGCAGAGAGUAGCAGAGGAACCAAGAUCUCCCGAGGCCCAUGGUUAUUUUACAGAGAGGUGGGCAGGGUUGGAUGCACUGCAGAGAGCCCUCCAUUAAACAACCCAGCCUAUGUGAUGUGGAUAUAGAACCGGGUCAGGAACACCUCAUUUGGAACAAGAGAUGUCCAAACACAGAACCCAGACUAUGGCGACUCAGGAAGUCACCCCAGGCAGCCAGUCAGAGGACAGCAAUGCUUUGGACCUGCCAUCAGCUUGUGAUAUGAGAGAUUACAUGAUGCAGAGACCCAGCCAGGAGGCCCACAGCGAGGCUUUUAGUUCUUUGGAAACCUUUUCUUUUCCUUCCUCUUCUGAUGUGGAUCCAGACAACAGUGACCUAAAUAUUGCACAAAGCGAUUCCUGGACCUCUGAGAAUUUCUGGCUGGACCCUUCUGUGAAAGGCCAACCAGAGACCAAGACAGAGGACGACGGACUCCGGAAAUCCCUGGAUAGAUUCUAUGAAAUGCUUGGCCAUCCACAGCCAGCCUCUAGAAAUCCACUCUCUGCAUCAGUUUGCCAGUGCCUGUCUCAGAAAAUCAAUGAACUGAAGGGCCAGGAGAGCCAGAAGUAUGCCCUUCGAAGUUUACAGAUGGCCCGGGUCAUCUUCAACCGGGAUGGCUGCUCAGCCUUACAGAGGCAUUCCAGGGACACCCACUUCUACCCACUGGGGGAAGGAAAUAUGUCUUUGGAUAAUGAGAAGCCAAUCCCAGGACUUUCCAAAGAUAUUAUUCAUUUCCUCUUGCAGCAGAAUGUGAUGAAAGACCCAUAGCUGGUGCCUGGUGGUGAAAGCUGGCUGUAUGGAGGGCAGCCCUGUGGGUGUCAGUGUUGGUGCCCCAUCCACAUCCUGUUAGGUCUCUCUUGUCAGCUCUGUGUGCCCAGCCUCCAACUAAGUGCUCUGCAGUCAAAGGCUGGCAUCCCUGACCAAGUACUAGAGCAAGCUCACCCCCUAUAGAGAGCCAUCAAAAUCUGGGAAUUUUAUAGCUCCCAGGCCAUGCUCCCUCCCACCCUACCUAUCAGUCCUCUCUGCCAGAGCUCAAUGACUGACAGGUUUGGGAAUCAAAAGCCCAGCUUCCUUGCCUCAGGAAAGACAAGCUCUGAGGCAUAAUUUAUGCUCCAGAGCUCCCCUCUGAAUCAGGCUGAAGCUGGGACAUCACAGGAAAUCACACUCUGUUCACUCCUCCCCACCCCCACCCCGUCCUCCUCCCAUUCACUUACUGGGGUUUCUUGGGAGCCUUUCUUUAAUGAAUGUCUUGUACCUGAAUCCUUGCCUCCAAGUCCACGUGCAGGAAAACCUGACCUAAGAGAACAAGCUUCCAUUAGGUGAGUUUUUAAAGGGAACAAAGCUCUAUGCCGAAUCAAGGACAAGAAUUAUACCAAGUUGUAAAACUGCAACCAUGUGAUUGAGAACGUAUGUCCCAGAAUAAUACAAAGAUUUAAAUACGGUGCCAAAAAGUGCAUCACAUCUUAAUCAUACCCUGGCCUCGCCAAAACCAGAAUUGCCUAUUUUAUAACAUUAACUGGGCGUAGAAGGAACAUUUGGACCAUGUAAAAUAACAGCUAAAAUUCACACACACAAAAAAAGUCCCUUCAUCUCCACCAGAUUGCAAAUGUGAAAGGUGAGGAGAAAACAAAUGUGCUCCACCCACCAAAGUAUGCAUAAACUCAAUUAGGAUAGGCUAGGCAGAUGCCAUGUGGCCUUGUUUGUGGUGGAGGAGAAAAAGGAACCCUUUGCCCAAGUGGACUCCUUCCUCUCGUUAUUUUUGCCUCCUGCCCGCCUGCAGCCAGCACCUUCUGUCACCCUUUGAACAGUUGGCCUGUCACCCCUAUUCUGUCCUGGCUUCACCCGGGAGCAGCUUUCUCUCUCUCUCUCUCUUUUUUUUAACUUUAUUUUUCAGUUGACAUACAAUAUUAUUUUAGUUUCAGGAGU
Messenger RNA from Hipposideros armiger (great roundleaf bat), 2662 nucleotides. RefSeq names its product shieldin complex subunit 1 (gene SHLD1). The record is from RefSeq and is a predicted model, not a curated record. NCBI's taxonomy places the organism in Eukaryota, Metazoa, Chordata, Mammalia, Chiroptera, Hipposideridae. Gene Ontology annotation, cellular component: site of double-strand break. The coding region runs from base 860 to 1504 and encodes 214 amino acids. The transcript is spliced from 3 exons. Gene Ontology annotation, biological process: positive regulation of isotype switching; negative regulation of double-strand break repair via homologous recombination; positive regulation of double-strand break repair via nonhomologous end joining.